AUGCUCUCAUGGUCGAGGGACACACUGUCCGAAGACUACGUCCCUGUAGAGCUGCACGAAAGACACGAAAGGGUGGGGGAUGAAAGCGCUCUACAAGGCCCCUCAUAUACGUACUCCCGAGCAAAGCCGACUCGGAUGAACAUUCAGCAAUGUCUUCGAAAGAGCGUGAUCAAGCCGGACCUUUUCCAAGGGCAAACGUGGGUAGCCGCGUUUUCUCUCAAAUCCGAGCAUAUAUUUCGAUAUUUUCAUCCUCCGGGUCUACGGAUACUACCGGAAAGCUUAAACAUGUCUACUCGCCGUCAGGAUUCACUUCAAGCCGCUUGGACACUUCUUCAAGCAGUUUCUCUCGUAUUCGAUCGCCAAUUCGUGCUAUUCUCGCUUGCUCAUGCUUUCAACGGUCUGUGGCAAAGUUUACCUGUACUGAAGGCUGAAUUAGGCGAUACCAUAAUCCAUCUCCGCAAGGCGUCUACGAUGGCUACGAACACAUUUCAUGUCUAUGACAGUGUUCGUACGUCGGCGUCGCUUCUUCGUGUGGCUGGUAUAUUAUGGGCGAGCCUGAUUGUGAUGGUUGCUUUAGACGGCAAGGGAAAGCACAAUGUUUGUUCCUACAAUCACCUUCGACGAUGCUGGGACUAUUUUCGUCAAAAACUGUUGGAUCGCACGGAUGCUACUUGGCAGGAACCUAUCGCCGUAAUAUUCCCAAGAGACACCAGUAACGAAAUCAUUCUCUUGCUCCUCCACGCCGCAGUUGCCUCCAUCGACAUAUGCACCUACCGCGCCGGAAAUCAGUCCAUCACUGAGCAAUUGUCCAUCUCUGUGCUCCGAGAAGAUCGAACAAUAAUGAUCCGCCUUCCCGAGUGGCUUGCUUCCAGCCUUGACAGAUGUGGAGAUGCACAAACUGCCUUCAACCUUUCCGUAUUCCUUCUCUUUGCCUUUUAUCAUGGGGCUCUUCAUCGUUGCUUCGACAUAAUGAGGUACUCAGAAAUUCCCGCUCUCGCUAUCGGUGGCUAUGUCUCUCGUGUCUCGCGGGAAGGAAACUUACCUCUUCCGGAACAAUUCUGGAUGGAAUCUCAGGCUCAUAUAUUUGGAGGGCUACUUCAGCUGGAAUGUCAGCUACACGCUAGGCGCAGUAAUCUAUCACCAUGA
Messenger RNA from Guyanagaster necrorhizus, 1146 nucleotides. RefSeq lists its product as uncharacterized. Lineage: Eukaryota; Fungi; Basidiomycota; Agaricomycetes; Agaricales; Physalacriaceae. The record is from RefSeq and is a predicted model, not a curated record. Bases 1 to 1146 code for a protein of 381 amino acids. The transcript is spliced from 5 exons.